UAGCCUAGCCUUGGACUGAUGGAGGUUUGUUUCAUUUGUCAAAGGGAAAUGGAUCAAAGCCAGUGUUUGUUGUUAUAGAUUCAAACGUCAGCGGGGCACUUCCUGGCCUUCGUCCCCCUGAGCUAAUGACCACCAGCUCUGUCCCCUGUCAGUUGGCAUGGCAACCAUCUUUGACAGGAAGCUGAUUUUCAGGAAUAUUAAUCAACAAAGAGGUGCUGCUGCCAAAAAGCUCUGGAACCGUUUCCAGUCCAAGUUCCUGCAGGAUGCUGGCUGAGGAACUUACUGUGGUUCCACACUCAACCAUCAGAGAAGAAGGGACGUAAGGACAUCGUAGACACGAGAGACACCUCAGAGGUGUAAGCCACAGCUGCAGUUUUAAUGGGUCUUUAAUCACGAUCUGUGGCUCUGAGGUAAAGGAUUUUUCUGAUGUUGAUAAAGUCGACCAUCAAACCAGGGCCUCGACCCGAGGGUUUGGCCACAACACUGGUGUGGUCUAGUCUACAGCCUAAAGUCUACAGUGUAGAGCCUACAGUUGACAGUGCCUCUACAGGCUACGGUCUACAGUUUACACCAAACAGCCCACACACUAGGAGGAUCUUAACCUGCAGUCUACAUCCUACAGUCUACAUCCUACAGUCUACAUCCUACAGUCUACAUCCUACAGUCUACAUCCUACAGUCUGUAGUCCGCCGCCAACAGUCUGCAGGAAAAUCUUUACAUUUAAAGCUCACACAAGAAAUCUAACAACGAUAGAUACGGUUGUUGUCAUUGUCUUUAUACGCCACUAGAUGGCGCAUAAAGCCAAGGUCCUGGAAACACACACAGGCUUACCGUGAGGAACAUGCUUCGUGCCACGUCAUCACCAAGUAGGCGGGGCCUAUGUGAGGCAGCUGUGACCCUGACUCGGUGUUGCGGGCAGAAACAGUUUUUCUUCAGCAGCCAAUCAAAGAGCAGCACCUGCACUGCGUCACUGCAGCACCUGAGGAGACAGGAACACUUCGGUCCUGGUCUAGGAGACUAAGUUGGAUCAUGUCUGAGAGUCAGCGCUGUCAAAGACGCAAACAGACAAACCCGCGCAGAAAGAGCGUUCUUUGCUCCGAAAUCAUGGACACCAGUGUAGAGGAGGACAGGAAGUCCAACCUGGGGGACCACACCUCAGCCAGUCCAGGGAACAGUGAUGGAGCAGAGACAGAGGAGGUGAUGGACCCUCACCAAGAAGAAUCAGAAGAAUCAGGGUCACAGCAGGGGAGUAGAGGAGCUUCAGUUAACCUGGACAGACACGUUCAGACCCGGGGGGCUGAUCACAGACACCACUCCCUUCCCUUCUUUGACCACACCUGGAACAGACUUCAGAAAGUCUCUGAAAUGCAGGCAAACAUUAAAGACUUAGACACACAGUCAGAAGGGCAGCAGGUGGCACUGUUGAGCAGCUUCCGUGACAGUCUGACCAGAAUCCUGCCUGGGACCAGAUGUUUUGACGGACAUCUGAACCAGAAGGAGGACUUUCUGCUGGUUUCCUGCCAGUUCUGUAACCAAACCUUUGCUGGUCCAAUUCCACUGCACCAACACCAGCGUUACCUCUGUGUAGACCUGACCAGUCCAGUCCACAUCUUUGAAGACCAGACGGCACAGCUGAAGACCUGCUGUGGUGUAAAGACUGAGGACCUACUGAGGGUUUCCACUGUAGCUCUUAUUCCAGACUUUUUGAAGGACUGGUUCUCUCAACGGGAAACAGAAAGAGAUAAUGACAAAAUACACAGUCCGGCCGUGGAUCCACUGUCAAGAUUUGCUCGUGGUAAACGAUACUGGCAGCCCCCAGGAGACGGACCACCUGACAGUCAGCUGAAUAAGUCACCAUCAUCUCUGGACUUGUCUCCUUUGUUUUCUAUAAAUUCUCAGACUGAUUUUUUAAAUGUGAAAAGUUCUGUGUUGGAAGACAGAGAUGGACCACUGGACCUGUCCCUGCCCAGGGGUCUGGGGGUCCAACCUGCAGCUCUAUCUCUGGACAUCAUGGAAGACAAACCACACAAACCUGCUCUUUACCUCCUGGAGCGCAGGUCCGGACAAGGUUCUGGACCCUCAGACCUGGCCAACCUUAUGAAGGAGGUCACGGGUGUUGAAGACAGAGCCCCGUCUGAUUUUGGAUGGAACACUUUCCCUUCGUCUUCUUCUUCUUCUUCUCCGUAUUUUCCGACUCCUGCUCAAGCAGCCUUUGCUCUGCCCACCUUCAUGCUUCCGCCUCAGUCCUCCAUUCCCGGCCUCAGACUGGUCCCCGGUCUGGAUGACAUCAGUUUCUUCCCCCACGUUGUCUACACCUAUGCCACAGGCUCCGCCCCCCUCCAUGACACACAUCAGAAGAGCAAGAAUCUAGAGAAGCCGAUUUUUCAGAAGGAGUUUCCUGGUGGGACCUCAGCAUCACUGUCCAUGGACUUCCUGCCUGAGCUCCACCCUCUGACAAACGUGAAGCAACGAAAGAAAGGUGAAAAUGGAUCUUUUGCCUGUGACACUUGUGACAAAACCUUCCAGAAAAUGAGUUCUCUCCUCCGACACAAAUAUGAACACACAGGGAAAAGGCCCCACCAGUGUCAGGUGUGUACUAAAGCCUUUAAACACAAACAUCACCUGAUUGAACACUCUCGUCUGCACUCCGGAGAAAAGCCCUAUCAGUGUGACAAAUGUGGGAAGCGGUUCUCACACUCGGGGUCGUACUCACAGCACAUGAACCAUCGCUACUCCUACUGUAGGAGAGAGACGCAGACGUGCUAUCAGGAGGAAAGAGAGUCUGUGAAGCUGCAGAAGAAAUGAAGUCAUGUUAGCUCAGCGCUAACCUGAACCCACUAACUUGAACUCAUGUAAUCUGCACCAUUUGUUUACUGUUUGAGAAGUCAAUGCUAACUGACACAAAUGGCUUAUUUUUUUAAUUAUAUUAUGUGCACUGUCCCUGGUACAGUCUUAGUGCUGCCGCCCUGCAGGUCUCACGUGAAGGUGGUUUGACAGUUGUGUCUGUCAGACAUUAUGAAAACAGUGUUUUUGCAGGUUUGAUGUGUUCCACAGAGGAGGAGGAGGCCUCUGCUUGAUGGAGCAAAAAAAAAGAUUUUUUUAUCUUCUUCACAUGUUUAUUUUCUUUUACAAUUUUGCAGGAUCUAUUUUCCUUCAUUAACCAUUUUAUCUAAGUUUGUAUUUAUGUGAUUUGUGAUUAUGUGAAGUUUUUAAAAAAUGUACUUGAAAAUAAUUAUUGUGAGUUAUUUUAAUAAAGGUUGUUCUAGAUGACAGCUGUCACCAUCAGUCACUUGAUCUGGUCAUCUUAACCAAGCAAAACAAAAUAUGUUACAUUUAGAGAAAAU
This is a messenger RNA of Cynoglossus semilaevis (tongue sole), 3344 nucleotides long. Its product is annotated as zinc finger E-box-binding homeobox 2-like. NCBI's taxonomy places the organism in Eukaryota, Metazoa, Chordata, Actinopteri, Pleuronectiformes, Cynoglossidae. The transcript has 6 exons. Gene Ontology annotation, biological process: regulation of transcription by RNA polymerase II; anatomical structure development. The record is from RefSeq and is a predicted model, not a curated record. Gene Ontology annotation, molecular function: RNA polymerase II cis-regulatory region sequence-specific DNA binding; DNA-binding transcription factor activity, RNA polymerase II-specific. The coding region runs from base 1030 to 2805 and encodes 591 amino acids.